CAGACGGCAACGGCUAAGAAAGAAGAAAGACGUGGCAGCAGGCGGGAGUCGGAACUAGUGUCAUCGGUUCGGUAAAGUUUCUGUUCUCUGAUUUGGGGAUAUUCCCUGCCCAAAAAAUUCCUGGAAAAUUGACUAGUAUUAAGUGUGAGUAAAAGGUGUCCACUUUUUUAAGUUUUCAUUUUAGUUUUGUCUAGUAUUUGGGAAGAUUUAGCCUAGAAAUUAUGUAGUAUUCAUUACACGAGAAUCAAACUUGCUUUGGUACUGCGCUGGCUUCAAAACUUUAGAAAACUUGUUUCUGUGUAUCAAAAUACUUUUUUUUUUCUUUUUUAAAAUUCUUGAAUGGUAAAUGUACCAUUGUGAAAUGAAAUUUCAGCUCCAAAUGUUUACCAUUUUAUUAACUGGGGUAUGUGGAUAAUUAGUCUUUAGCUGUCACCAUCAAUAAUAAAGAAUUUGAUGUAGGUUGUAUAAGCACCAGUGUUAAUGCCGUGCCAGUGAUGCUGUUGAUUUAAAAGAAGGAAAAAAAAAAAAGUAGAAGCUUUCUGUGUUCUGACAGUACCAGUUCAGAAUGGCUGUAAUGCUGCUCUGCCUUCUACAGCUUGCCACACCACUCUGUAGUUACUCUGUAACUGUACAUUUCUAUCUGUUUUGGUUGAACACUCCCUGAUAAUGAUGAUGUUAUACAUAGGUCCAUAUUAUACACAGUGAAAUAUGGGUAAGGGAUUUCCCUUCAUGCUAUUUUGUGGGCUGGGCAAAUUGUAAUGUCAACUUUACAGUUCCCUGGUAUUUUAGUAAUGAACCCAAAUUUAAAGACUUACACUGUAUUUUAAAGGGGAAACUUACUCAGAUGUUUUACUUCUACACAUUUGUGUGUAUGUGUGUGUGUGCGUGCGUGUGUAUAAGCCAGUUACUAUAUAUGUAUAUUAUAUACAUAAAACACUAUAUUUUUGCAUACAAGUAUGCUUUUAUUAUACACAUAAUAAAGAUGGGGGAAGGUUUCUGUUUUCUUCUUAAUAGGUGAAGAAAUCUCGAAGACCAGAAAUUGGAUCUUAUUGAAUUUUGUUUUUUUGUGUGGUUUUUUUUUGUUGUUGUUGUUUUUUGCUUUUUGUUUUUAAAUUGUUCGACUAUGGAAGAUGGAUUUUUUUUUUUUUUUAAUGAUUCUCUGAAUCUCAAGUUCAUCUUUAAAUGAACUUUUUUGGUUUUUGUUUUUGAGGAGAUAACUAAUGGUAGCUGUCUCCAGUCUGACAAAGGUUAUUCAAAUGGACUUAAUCUUCCAGUAGUUGGGAGAUGUUUUAAAAACACAUCCUGUGUUUCAAUUGUGGCUGAGAGGUUUCCUUGGCAAUGUGAGGAAGAAAAUUUUUUCUGCCUCAUUAUUAUUAAUUCAUGGAUUGAGUGUUGGUUCGACCUACAGGCGUAAUAGAUUGGAACUCAGUGAAGACACAGACGUUCCUGUUGAGAACAACCAGCUAAUGAUUGCAUUUUAAAGACGAUUUCUGUGCUUGAGUUGUCAUUUGGAAGAUUGGAAGAUUAAGCCCAUUUCAAGAGGACUUGGAAGUGGUCCUCAUCUCAGAAGCAGUGGCUUAUUUCAGAAAGCCACCUCUGAUCUGAGAAUUCACUCAGCAUGUCUAAUCAAGGAGAAGACUGCUAUUUUUUUUUCUAUUCUACAUGUACCAAAGGCGAUAGUUGCCCAUUCCGUCACUGUGAAGCUGCACUAGGAAAUGAAACUGUUUGCACAUUAUGGCAAGAAGGACGCUGUUUUCGACAGGUGUGCAGAUUUCGGCACAUGGAGAUUGAUAAAAAACGCAGUGAAAUUCCAUGUUACUGGGAAAAUCAGCCAAUGGGAUGUCAAAAACUAAAUUGUGCUUUCCAUCAUAAUCGAGGACGCUAUGUUGAUGGCCUGUUCCUACCUCCAAGUAAAACUGUGUUGCCCACUGUGCUUGAGUCACAAGAGGAAGAAGUGAAGGCUGGCCCGCUCACGGCUCAGCAAAACAAGCUGUCUGUUCAGUCGAACCCGUCUCCUCAGCUGCGGGGCGUCAUGAAGGUGGAGAGCUCAGAGAGCGUGCCCAGCCCCACACACCCACCUGUGGUGAUCAAUGCAGCGGAUGACGAUGAGGACGAUGACGACCAGUUUUCUGAGGAGGGUGAUGAAACAAAAACCCCCACUCUACAACCAUCUCCCGAAGUGCACAAUGCAUUACGAGUGGCUCCUGUGCGGAAACCUGGAGUCAGUUUAAAGCAAGGUGAAAGUUUAAAUUUUGGAAUAAAAACUCUGGAGGAAAUUAAAUCAAAGAAAAUGAAGGAAAAAUCCAAGAAGCAAGGUGAAGGUUCUUCAAGUGUUUCCAGUCUGCUACUCCAACCUCAGCCGAUUCCAGGUCCUGAAAAAGAGAAUGUUCGAACUGUGGUGAGGACAGUGACUCUGUCAAACAAACAAGGAGAAGAACCCUUGGUUAGACUGAGUCUUACUGAGAGACUAGGGAAACGAAAACUUUCAGAAGGUGGUGAUAGUGAUCCCCCAUUAAAGCGGAGUCUGGCACAGAGGCUGGGGAAGAAAAUUGAAGCUCCAGAAACCAAUACUGAUAAAACAACAAAGAAAGUUCAAGUUUCCAAGUCUCUGAAGGAGCGAUUAGGCGUAUCAGCUGGGUCAAAUAGUGAGGAGACAACAGAGAGAGUUAAUAAAAUUGGUGACAUCCAUGUGAAGACAUUAGAAGAAAUUCUUCUUGAAAGAGCCAGUCAAAAACGUGGCGAAUUGCAAACAAAACUCAAGACAGAAGGACCUGCAAAGCCUGAUGAUUGUACACCAGGAACAAAAAGCUCCUCCAGUGUCCGAAUCAAAACCUUCUCUGAGGUCCUAGCUGAAAAAAAACAUCGGCAGCAGGAGACAGAGAGACAAAAAAGCAAAAAGGAUGCAACUUGCAUCAAACUAAAGACUGACAGUGAAAUUAAGAAAACAGUGAUUUUGCCACCCAUCACUGUCAGCAAAGGACAAUCAGAGGAGCCUGCAGGUAGAACAAAGUCUAUGCAGGAGGUGCACAUUAAGACUCUGGAAGAAAUUAAACUGGAGAAGGCACUGAGGGUACAGCAGAGCUGUGAGGGCAGCACUGGUUCCCAGACGCCUACUGAGGUCAGUCCGGGGACAAGGCGAAUGCUCCGAAUCACCAAAAAAACAGGUGUGAAAGAAGAGAAAAAGCUUCAGGAAGGAAAUGAAGUGGCUUCUCAGAGCAGUGCUACUGGAACAGAGGCCAGUGAGGCUUCUGAAGAGACUGUAGGAGUUGAUUCCACAACAACUCCAGUCAAGAGAUGUGAGACCAUAAGAGAGAAUCAUACACAGAAACAGCAAGAAAGGGGAACCUCAGAGAAGGAAAAAUCAGUCUUGACACCUUUGUGGGGAGAUGCAGCCUCUUGCAAUACCCAUGUGGUAGAGAAACCUGUGCUCACUGCUGUGUCAGGUAUCACACGACACCUUAGCAAGCGGCUUUCUACAAAGUUAUGCCAGAAGAUAGAGGUAGAAACUUCAGGGAUUGGGGACUCAAUACUGAAUGUGAAGUGUGCAGCACAGUCCUUGGAAAAAAAGGGUAAAGCUAAACCCAAAGUAAAUGUGAAGCCAUCUGUAGUGAAAGUUGUUUCAUCUCCCAAACUGGCUCAAAAGCGCAAGGCUGUGGAGAUGCAUCCUACUGUUGCAGCAGUGAAGCCACUCAGCUCUAGCAGUGCCCUGCAGGAAAUCCCAGCCAAAAAAGCAGCUGUGACUGUUGUCCCAAUGACCUCUGAGGCUGAAUCAGUCACUGUGCCUGAGACAGAAACACCUAGAGACAGUCUUGUGCUGUCUCCAACCCAGUCUUCUUCAGACCCCACACCCCUAGAAGUAUCUGGCCCUUCUUCAUCCCAGCCAGCCACAAAAACACGUCGCCUCAGCUCUGCCUCAACAGGAAAGCCCCCGCUCUCUGUGGAGGAUGACUUUGAGAAGCUCAUAUGGGAGAUUUCAGGAGGCAAAUUAGAAGCUGAGAUUGACCUGGAUCCUGGGAAAGAUGAAGAUGACCUUCUGCUUGAACUCUCAGAAAUGAUUGAUAGCUAAAGGUGAUAGUGAGAAAACUUAAAAAAACAGAACUCACCAAAAAGAUACUCAUUUCAUCUAUUCUAACAUGUACCUGAGAUGAUUAUUUCUUUAUUUUUGAAUUUGCCCCAGAUCAGAAGUAUACCUCUGAGUUACUCUUUGUGUUCUGGAUUCCUUGGGGUUAGAUUUUUCAAGUCCCUUGCUAACCAUUUUAUGCCAUUGUUAAGCAUCUUUGAGCAAAAAGUUCUGUAAUACCCUUCUCUACACAAACCCAAAAAAAAAAAAAAAAAAAAAAAAAAAAAAAAAAAAAAAAAAAAAAAAAAAAAAAGAAAGAAAAGGAAAAGAGAAAAAGACUGAGAAGGAGCUCUGAGUUGAAAGGGUGUCAGAACUUAGUGAUUCCUUGAGGUGUUUGUCGUGUUUGUUUUCCCGCUUGUUGUAUCCUUUCUUUUAUGUAUUGUCUUAAUGUACUUAAUAUUACCAUAUCACCUGUGUUUGAAAUGGAUAAAGACAGCUGCUACCAUUGUGGACCAAAUUCCAUGCUACCACUAAACAAAGACCUCACCCAGUCUGUGUUAAAUUAUAUGUCUUUUUAAUGGUAUUUGGAUUUUUCAACUAAGCUUUAAAGAGACAUGAAUAGCUCAAGAAAACUGAAAUAUGAAUAUAAUUCUUUGGACCUGAUUUUCAUGCUUAAGCUACGCUGUAAGCCUCUGAAGAGCAAUAGCUAAUUUAUUAUUACUGUAAUUUUUAGAAAGGCUUUAAAGUGCCUCAGGGGUCCCUGGUUUUCUACUUCUGGGCUCCCCUGGAUUAGAAGAAUUAUUUUUUAGUAUGAAAGUUGUCCCUUCUCUUCUUUAUACAUUUCCCACUGGCAUUGAAUUAUCGCAUAGAUAUAAAGUGGCCAGUUUUUAAAUUUCCCAGCAGAUUAUUCUUGCCCAGUAUUUAUUUGGUGCCCUUUAACCAUCUGAACAAAAAGGAGAAAG
Molecule: messenger RNA, 5022 nt
Organism: Octodon degus (degu)
Lineage: Eukaryota; Metazoa; Chordata; Mammalia; Rodentia; Octodontidae
Gene: Zc3h11a
Product: zinc finger CCCH-type containing 11A
Exons: 18
Coding region: 1619-4066 (815 amino acids)
Molecular function (GO): metal ion binding
Source: RefSeq, a predicted model, not a curated record